AAACUGACUGACUCCUCAUCAGGUAUCUUAAGACAAAAACUAUAGUUAUAUAUGGAUAUUGUGACUUUCAUUUGGGGUGUUGGAACGAAGCUGUGGGGGCCGGUUACUCAUCAGAUAGGCUAUCUGGUCCACUAUAAGAAGAAUUUGGAGAAUCUCAAAGCUGAAGUAGAAGCACUAGAGGCCUUAAGGAAAGAUAACCAAGAAUCUGUGCGAGCAGCUGAAAUGAAUGGAGACGAAAUCAAAGCUCAGGUGCAGAUAUGGCUGAAAGGGGCUGAUGCAGCUACAGUGGAGGUGGAGAAAGUGAUAGAUGAUUUUAAAUUGAACAAGAGAUGCUUGUGGGGGUGUUGUCCUGAUUGCACAUCGCGGUACAAGCUAAGCAGGAAAGCAGUGAAAGAUGCAGUCACCAUUGGUGAACUUCAAGAUAAAGGAAAAUUUGAAAGGGUCUCGCUCCAAAUUAGGAAGCCCUUGGAGAUUGAGUCCAUGAUCUCCACGGGAGAUUUUGAGGCCUUCGAAUCAACACAACAGGCAAUGAAUGAGGUCAUGAAGGCACUAAGGGAUGAUAACGUUAAUGUCAUCGGGGUCUAUGGAAUGGGGGGCGUGGGCAAAACAACCAUGGUGGAACAAGUAAGCGUGCAGGCCCGUAGAGAUGAACUGUUUGAUCAUGUGGUCAAGGCUGUUGUUUCGCAAAACAUCAACCUGAAGAUGAUUCAAGGUCAAAUUGCAGAUAUGUUGGCAGUGAAGCUAGAUGAUGAGACUGAGGCCGGAAGGGCAGGCCAUUUGAAGGAAAGGAUAAUGAGAGGAAGGAGGAUCCUCAUAUUCUUGGAUGAUCUCUGGGGGAGAAUAGAGUUAGCAAAAAUAGGAGUUCCUAGUGGCAGGGACCUUGAAGCUUGCAAAUCGAAAAUCAUACUCACCACAAGGCAGGAGAAUGUGUGCCAUGCCAUGGAAAGCCAAGCAAAAGUCCCUCUUCAUAUCCUCUCUGAGCAGGAUUCUUGGAGGUUGUUUAGGAAGAAAGCAGGAAAUGCUGUCGAUUCCGCUGAUUUCCAUGACAUAGCAUGGAGGGUUGUCAAAGAAUGUGGGGGUCUCCCAAUUUCUCUAGUAGUAGUUGCAAGAGCACUGGGGGACAAGGACCUGGAAGAAUGGAAAGAGGCUGCUCGACAACUUGAAAUGUCGAAUCCUACAAAAGAUGAUCAUGAUCACACGGUUUUCAGAUGUAUAAAGUUUAGCUAUGAUUACUUGAAACAUGAAGACGCCAAGCGGUGCUUUUUGAAUUGUUGCCUGUUCCCAGAGGACACCAAUAUCAACAUCGAAGACUUGGUGAAGUAUGGGAUCGGGCAAGGGUUGUUUCAAAAUGCUAAUACAGUGGAAGAAGCAAGGGCUACAGCAAGUUCCCUCCUCAAACAUCUUAAAGCUUGCAGUUUGCUGUUAAACAGCGAUCAAGAGGGGUGCGUGAAAAUGCAUGAUGUUGUCCGGGACACUGCCAUAUCAAUUGCUUCAGCUGGAGAUGAACUUGCCUUUCUUGUGCACUCUGGUGCUGCCUUAAAGAAGUGGCUAAGGAGGGACAGCUAUGAGGCCUACACAGCCAUCUCACUCAUGUCCAAUGAAAUCCAGGAUCUCCCUGAUGGCCUAGUAUGCCCGAAACUCCAGACACUGUUGUUGCAGAAUAACAUUGACAUACAAGAGAUUCCUGAUGGCUUUUUUGAAAGGAUGGAAUCUCUAAGGGUCUUGGAUGUGAAUGGUGCGGAUAUCUCAUCACUACCCUCGUCACUUGGGCUUCUGCUGAACCUUAGGACGCUUUGUUUAGAUGGAUGCAAGUCAACAGACAUCAAUACUUGGAGAGUUGAGAAAACUUGAGAUUCUCAGCCUCAGAGAAUCCUGUAUUGAGGAGUUGCCCGAAGAAAUAGGAAAAUUAGUCAGCCUAAGGAUGUUGGAUCUCACCAUGAGUAGCGACCUCAAAAGAAUUCGAAGUAACUUGUUAUUAAGCUUGUCCCAGUUAGAAGAAAUCUACCUGCAGGGUAGUUUUGGAGACUGGGGGAAGCCGA
Vitis riparia (riverbank grape) is the source of this 2039-nucleotide messenger RNA. Its product is annotated as disease resistance protein At4g27190-like. Gene Ontology annotation, molecular function: ADP binding; protein binding. Bases 52 to 1851 code for a protein of 599 amino acids. The transcript has 2 exons. The record is from RefSeq and is a predicted model, not a curated record. NCBI's taxonomy places the organism in Eukaryota, Viridiplantae, Streptophyta, Magnoliopsida, Vitales, Vitaceae.